GUGCCGCUGACGUCCCGAGCAGUGCUGGGAAGUAUAGGCUGUGUUGUCACGCCGGUGUCAGUCUGAUGAAGAUUGGCAUCAGGUGCUUGGGCUCUGGCUGACAGGAAGAUUCUCUGGCCCAGCUGGGAGUAAGAAGAGGGGAGGACGUCUCCUGAGGACCAUCCCAGAGGCCGCCAGGAUCACCCAAACAAUGACAGCAACUACCCAGCCCCCCUCCAAGGCCCAGGCUGUCCACAUCUCAGCACCCUCUGCCGCCGCCAGCACGCCUGUGCCCAGCGCCCCCAUUGACCCCCAGGCACAGCUGGAGGCUGACAAGCGAGCUGUGUACAGGCACCCUCUUUUCCCACUCCUGACGCUGCUGUUUGAGAAGUGUGAACAGGCCACCCAGGGCUCUGAGUGCAUCACCUCCGCCAGCUUUGAUGUGGACAUCGAGAACUUUGUCCACCAGCAGGAGCAGGAGCACAAACCCUUCUUCAGCGAUGACCCAGAACUGGACAAUCUGAUGGUGAAGGCAAUCCAGGUGCUGAGAAUCCACCUGCUGGAGUUGGAGAAAGUCAAUGAACUCUGCAAGGACUUUUGUAACCGUUACAUCACCUGCCUCAAAACCAAGAUGCACAGUGAUAACCUGCUCAGGAAUGACCUCGGGGGGCCCUACUCCCCCAACCAGCCCUCCAUAAACCUGCACUCACAGGACCUCCUGCAGAAUUCUCCCGAUUCCCUGUCUGGAGUCUCCAAUAACCCCCAGGGGAUUGUGGUCCCAGCCUCAGCGCUCCAGCAAGGCAACAUCGCCAUGACAACUGUCAACUCACAAGCCAUGUCAGGUGGAGCCUUAUACCAGCCAGUUACCAUGGUCACCUCCCAGGGUCAGGUGGUCACCCAAGCAAUCCCCCAGGGAGCCAUCCAGAUCCAGACCCCACAGGUUAACCUUGACCUCACCUCCCUCCUGGACAAUGAGGAUAAGAAGUCCAAGAACAAACGAGGAGUCUUGCCCAAGCACGCCACCAACAUAAUGCGUUCUUGGCUCUUCCAACACCUCAUGCACCCCUACCCCACGGAGGAUGAGAAGAGGCAGAUUGCAGCCCAGACAAACCUCACCCUCCUUCAAGUAAAUAACUGGUUCAUCAAUGCCCGGAGACGCAUUCUGCAGCCCAUGCUUGAUGCCAGCAACCCAGACCCUGCCCCCAAAGCCAAGAAGAUCAAGUCGCAGCACCGACCCACCCAAAGAUUCUGGCCCAACUCCAUCGCUGCGGGGGUGCUGCAGCAGCAGGGUGGUGCCCCAGGUACAAACCCUGAUGGCUCCAUCAACUUGGACAACUUGCAGUCCCUGUCCUCAGACAAUGCCACCAUGGCCAUGCAGCAGGCUAUGAUGGCUGCACACGAUGACUCGUUGGAUGGGACGGAAGAAGAGGACGAGGAUGAGAUGGAAGAGGAGGAGGAAGAGGAGCUGGAGGAGGAGGCCGACGAGCUGCAGACGACAAAUGUCAGCGACCUGGGCUUGGAACACAGUGACUCUCUGGAGUAGUCAGGCAGCCCAGAUGGCACUGAUCACCGAGCAGGAGAGGAGUGUCGUCAGGAGGGCUUCAGGGUGGGGGGAGGGGGACGGGGCACGCAGCACCGGAGGAAGUUGGGUCCUAGCCUCCCACAAUCAGCAGCUUGAAGAAACCCAGAGGAGACAUCCUGCUCCUUCCCAAGCACCAAGCUUCAGUCAGUACCCCAGCCCUACUUCCCCAGAACUGUUGAGGACUCCAUCUGUCGGGGCCAGCCAAGCAGCCUGUAUGGAAAGGCAGGAGUGAGAUCUGGACUCACCCAGUCCCUGAGGACAGAAGGCACCCAUAGGCACCCCCACUGAAGGACCUGAGUUGUUUACAAGCCCUGCACUGUGAGGCAGACUGGUGCUGUUUGCAGAGUGAGCCCUUGCUAGAGGCAGAGCUAGGAAGAAAGGGGAAGAC
Trichechus manatus latirostris (Florida manatee) is the source of this 1949-nucleotide messenger RNA. It is a transcript of the gene PKNOX2, whose product is annotated as PBX/knotted 1 homeobox 2. Gene Ontology annotation, molecular function: RNA polymerase II cis-regulatory region sequence-specific DNA binding. The transcript is spliced from 11 exons. Lineage: Eukaryota; Metazoa; Chordata; Mammalia; Sirenia; Trichechidae. The record is from RefSeq and is a predicted model, not a curated record. Gene Ontology annotation, biological process: regulation of transcription by RNA polymerase II. Bases 191 to 1522 code for a protein of 443 amino acids.